This is a messenger RNA of Myiozetetes cayanensis, 6007 nucleotides long. RefSeq names its product anoctamin 5 (gene ANO5). Lineage: Eukaryota; Metazoa; Chordata; Aves; Passeriformes; Tyrannidae. Gene Ontology annotation, molecular function: chloride channel activity; protein dimerization activity. The record is from RefSeq and is a predicted model, not a curated record. Gene Ontology annotation, cellular component: plasma membrane. Gene Ontology annotation, biological process: chloride transmembrane transport.
GUGCGCAUGUAUUGAGGCGGCCCAGCCCCUGAGUCACCCGCUCCGCUGCUCAGCCGCUCCCGGCAGGGGCAGGAAAAGGCGGCCACCAUGAACCGCCUGGGCAGGAAAGGCAAUGAGACCCUCAUCGAGAUGUCGCUGUCGGCGGACGAUGACAUUGCGAUUCUCACCAAGUUCAAGCCAUCACAGUCAGAAGGGGAAGAAUGCAAUGGACCCUUAAGUGAAACUAUUUCAACUGCAGGAUCAGAAAUCCCAAGCAGCUCUGAGGGCCUAAGCAGCACUGAGACUACUUUACUCAUCCCUGAACAUCAAGUGAUUGAUAAAAGACAUCAAAGCAAAGAUUCUAUUUUCUUCAGGGAUGGUGUCAGGAGAAUCGAUUUUGUUCUCUCCUAUGUGGAUGAUUUUAGUAAGGAAUUGGAAAAAAAGUUGGAAAGAAGAAAAGAAUUUGAGAGCAAUCUGCUAAAGGCAGGUUUGGAACUAGAAACAGAAGACAAGAAGGAAUCCGAAGACGGCAAGAUCUUCUUCGUGAAGAUCCACGCGCCGUGGGAGGUUCUGAUCACGUACGCAGAAGUGCUGAACAUCAAGGUCCCCAUCAAGGAAAAUGACAUUCCCUCCACGGUGGAGAACCCCCUGGACUGCAUGCUGUUCCCACUCAGGCUGCCCGAGAAGGUGAUGCACCCCGAGCCGGAUUAUUUCACGGCCCCGUUCAGCAAGGACAAGCAGGAGCUGUACCUCAUAAACGACAAGAACACUUUCUUCUCACCGUCCAUGAGAAACAGAAUAGUUAAUUAUAUCCUCACACGUUGCCCUUACGGAACAGGAGGGAAGAAAAAGUUUGGGAUUAAGAGGCUGCUGAACAAUGGCACCUAUACAGCUGCAUAUCCUCUUCACGAUUGCCAGUACUGGAAGAAGGCAAAUGAUCCCAACUGUGACAACGAGAGGUACACGCUCUACAUGGAGUGGGCGCGUUUCCUGCGCUUCUACAAAGAGCAGCCUUUGGACCUCAUCAGGAAGUACUAUGGCGAGAAGAUUGGAAUCUAUUUUGCCUGGCUGGGGUUUUACACUGAGAUGUUAUUCCUUGCAGCAGUUGUUGGCUUAAUCUGUUUUCUUUAUGGCUUGUUUACAAUGGAUGAAAAUAUGAGCAGCAAAGAAAUCUGUGACCCUGCAAUUGGAGGAGAGAUCAUCAUGUGCCCUCUUUGUGACCAGGAGUGUGACUACUGGAGGCUGAACACCACCUGCGAGUCCUCACAGUAUUCCCAUUUGUUUGACAACGUGGCAACUCUUUUUUUUGCCAUUUUCAUGGGCAUAUGGGUUACGCUUUUCUUGGAGUUUUGGAAGAGACGGCAAGCUAGACUGAAAUACGAGUGGGAUUUGGUUGAUUUUGAAGAGGAGCAGCAGCAACUCCAGCUGAGGCCUGAAUACGAGGCAAAAUGCACCCAAAAGAAGAGGAAUCCUGUCACUCAGGAGAUGGAGCCUUAUUUGCCUUUAACCAGCCAGGCUGUGCGGUUCUGCAUCUCAGGAACUACAGUGUUGUUCUGGGUGUCCCUGAUCAUAGCCAGCAUGAUAGCUGUCAUCGUGUAUCGCCUGGCGGUGUACGCGGCCUUCGCCAGCCUCAUGGAGAACACCCAGACCUUGCAGCCCAUCAGCGGGCUGCUCACCCCUCAGCUGGCAACCUCAGUCACCGCCUCGUGCCUCAAUUUUGUCAUCAUCAUGAUACUGAACUUCUUCUAUGAGAGAAUAGCCAUCUGGAUUACCGAUAUGGAGAUCCCCAGGACUCACAUGGAGUAUGAGAACAGGCUCACUAUGAAAAUGUUUUUGUUCCAGUUUGUCAACUACUAUUCAUCCUGCUUCUACGUGGCCUUCUUCAAAGGGAAGUUUGUUGGUUACCCAGGUGCCUACACAUACAUGUUCAAUCGCUGGAGAAAUGAAGAGUGUGACCCCGCGGGCUGUUUGAUAGAACUGACGACACAGCUCACCAUAGUCAUGGCUGGCAAACAGAUCUGGGGGAACAUCCAAGAGGCCUUUGUACCCUGGAUUUGUAACUGGUGGGGUCGUCGGAAAGCCAGAAAUAAUCCCGAAAAUUUGUACAGUCGCUGGGAGCAAGACCACGACCUGCAGACAUUUGGAGCCUUAGGCCUGUUCUAUGAAUACUUAGAAAUGGUCAUUCAGUUUGGAUUCAUCACCCUCUUCGUGGCAUCCUUUCCCCUGGCUCCCCUUCUUGCUCUGAUGAAUAAUAUCCUGGAGAUUCGAGUGGACUCCUGGAAAUUAACCACCCAGUACAGGAGACCUGUGGCUGCCAAAGCACACAGCAUAGGGGUCUGGCAGGAAAUCCUGAAUGGAAUGGCCAUCCUGUCUGUUGUCACUAAUGCUUUUAUUGUGGCAUUCACAUCAGAUAUGAUCCCUCGUUUAGUUUACUACUAUGCUUAUUAUGAAAAUGAAGACUCACCUAUGUCUGGGUACAUAAACAACAGUCUGUCAGUGUUUCUAAUCUCAGAUUUUCCUGACAGAAACAAACCUAAAGAGAAUCCAGAAAACUUCGUCAUAUGCAGGUACAGAGACUAUCGAUAUCCUCCAGAUCAUGAGAGGAGAUACUUACACACUAUGCAGUUCUGGCACAUUCUUGCUGCAAAGCUGGCCUUUAUAAUCAUUAUGGAGCAUGUUGUGUUCAUCGUCAAAUUCUUUGUAGCCUGGAUGAUUCCUGAUGUCCCUGCAGAUGUGAAGGCCAGAAUAAAACGUGAGAAGUAUUUAACACAAAAAAUCCUGCAUGAGUAUGAACUUGAAAAACUGAAGGAGAGACUGUGCCAAGGUGAUAAACGAGCCACGGAGAAAGAGUUCAUCGCCACGGAAGGGAGGAUGGAGUUAUCCAGAGCAAUGUAGCCCUGAAACCAACUGUUUGGGAUUUAGCUCAUUUUAGCUUUUUUUUUUUGUAAUCUGUGGUUUGCUCAGUAUGCAUCCUGUCGAAAGCUGUAGGAGAGUUCAAUCCUUCGCUUUCAGUCCAAAGAUUUUAGGCUUUUCUUUAAAAGCUUUACUGAGCUUUCAAGGUUUAGGAAAUCAACUGUUUGACUUCGGCACUGGUUUUUAUUUGCCCAUGACUUUGACUAAGAACUGUAAUCUUGUAAUCCUAGAAUUUGGACACCUGGUACGGGGAUUGUUACCUUCAAAGGGCUCACAGGAUAUGAUAAGGUCGUUAUCACCAAGCCCUCUCCCUGUUGGUAACUGCGAAGUUCCAGGACUGCUCUGUGGAAAAUGCUGAGAAUUAUUAAUUUUGUUACGUGAUCAUUUAAAUAGGAGAACACUCCUGAUACAAGGGUUAGGAUUUGGGGCUUUUUUUUUUUUUUUUUUUAAUAUCCACUAUGUCUUAUGAAACAUUGGUUUGCAGCUUUGAACUUCUAUAUACUUUGUAGAAGGAACUGAUUUUUAAAGUUGGCUUAAUUCCACUUGGAAUUAUUUACAGGCACAGAAUUCAGUUAAUACAUACUAGUGAAGUAAAAAAAAAGCCAUAAUUUAUUUUUAUGAAGAUACAGUUUGCCAAAGAGUUUGCUCUUUAAAUGUAGAUAUUGUGGAAUCAUCUAAUUGCAGUGGCUCUUGAAAAUAUGUAUUCAAUGUGGAGAAGUACAGUUAUUAUAUUUCUCAGUCUCAAAAACUGCCAUUUUUGGAAGAUUAUGUUUGCCAGUUUUGGCCAAAGCUGCUCCUUUAUUUAUUUAUUUGUUUGGAUUCUCUGUGAAUGCCAGCAAAGAGCUAAAGCUGUGUCUGUACUCGGUGCAUCCUGUGGGGUGUGACUGCACAGGGCAGUGGAUUUGAAGCUGGGUCACCACACUAAUUGAUCCAGCUGGAUGGUUUGUUCUUGGACUUUUAUCCAAAAGAUUUUAAGCAGGCCAGAUAAUCUGUGCUUAUGCUCUUACUGUCCCUAUACAUAGGAGCUUGGGGUUUUGGGGUUGUUCUUUUCUUUUUGUGUUUUUGUUUUUGUUUUUUUUUUAAAUUUUGAAUCUUUAAGAAGGGUAUUUUUCUCUGUUUUGUUAUGUGGCUUUUCUACAACAUGACUGAAUUUAUAAAUAUAUAAUAACUACUUGUGCAAAGUAUCUUCCAGCUGUUUAUGAAUGUGCCCUCAUUUUCUAAUUUGAAGCAUUUUAGGCAUUUUUAUCGUUUUGCUGUAUAUUUAAAACAUAUCAGCGCUUCCAUGCUUAGUGCCUUGUUUCUCUGCAUUUGGCAAAAGGUGUGAAAAUAAUCUCUGUUGGGCAGUGCCUAUUUCCAGAGCGUGCUUUGCAGGCAUCUGUGAGCCUGCAGACUGAGCUUGUUCAGUGUUAGCCAAACCGUGCCUGCCUUGGCCCACUCCUGCUUCAGUGCCACGUGAACUGAUCCAGGGAGCACUUCAUGCCUUGGUGGCUUAGUUAAAGUAACACCACAUUGCUGAGUUCUCUCAGGCUGAAGUGCAGAGGGUAGACAAGAUUAGGAAACUUUACUCUAUUUGCACUUUGAAAGUUAUACUUCCUUGCAAGUAUACACAAAAAAAAAAGGAGCUUUGUGUUCCACAUCAGCCUGAUCGUGUACUUGUUUCCUGGUACCACAGCUUAAGGUAUGUUGUUUUCUUGGUGAGUAACCCUAAUGUUGUAACAGUUUUAAAUCAGUGUCCUGAGUGGAGCUGUUGUUAUUAGCAAAAGGCUUAAUAUUAAAGUGCCUACCUCGAGCAGACAUCACAUGGUUUGGCUGCCAGUCAAGGAGAUGAUGCAGAUGUACAUUUCUCGUUACUGUAAGUUAUUCACCCUCGUUCUCUGAGUUUUGCUUGAGCAAUCAAGCAUGUUGGCAAUUCAUGUCCAUCAUGAACUGAUCAUGUUCUUGAAUAUUCAGAUAUCUUCGUAGCGGAUUUAUUAGAGGAAUGCAUGUGUAAAUAAAUUAGCUCUGCUGCUUAGUGUGUAAGCCAAAGAAGAGUAUCAUUCGCCAUGAUUACAUAUCCAGCACCACAAUUUGCACAAUGAAAGCACUGUGCUGCUUCUUGCACAUAUGCUGUUAAUUAAACUGCUUAAUUUAGAUGUCAUGGUUUUGCUACUGUUAGCAAUGCAAACAGUUACUUCAAACAGGAAGGUGAUGAGAUGCUAAAAGGAUAUUUCUAUGCAAAACGUACAAUCUGAUUGAAGCUGCAAACAGAUCUGGAAAUUCAGCAUUAGAAUAUGUCGUAAUGCUUCAUGGUAUUACUUUUUCGUAUACGGAAACUCUUGAAAAGAGAAUUUGUUGUCGUAUUAAGAGCUAACAUCACAUAACAAAAUAAGCCUUUACAUAAUAUUUUGCCUUCACCUGUCAUUAAGCAGUAUUCUAACUAAAGAUGGUUAGGUUUAUAACGGUUCACAUACAUUUCCUGAAACUCUUGAAAAAAAAGUGACAAAAGUCAGAAAAGUGGCCAGGUCAGUUUGGAGAUGUGCUGAUUCUUAAUAAUGGAAUAUUUCAUUUUGAUGGGUUUUGGUACCUAAAAGUGUUCUUUAACCAAAGCUGAAGAGAGUUCUGAGUUGGAACUACUGUAAUUUAAGCAACAAUAGAUUGCCUCAUUAGAAUGAGUUAGAAACCCAAAAAUUGCCUUUCAGCUGUAAUACAAUCAGGGAUUUUUUUUUUUUCCACUUAAAAUUUAGGGGUUUUUACCUGGGAAAGAUUUAAUGUGGUAUGUUCUAAGCAAAGGACUGCAAGAGAAGAGUGCUACUACGAGACACUAUACUGUUUUUUUUAUAGAAAAUGUUCUUACUAUGCUUUACUUUUUUUAUGCAAUGCUGUCAGUUUGAGGCUACAGAAUGGAGUGAAAAUAGAUGGACUUUCUAACUGUACUGCUGACUUUUUUUACAUGUACUGCUUGUUUGACUUGUACCGUCAUGUAAUCCGAGUGGCGUUUUUGUCUGCUAAGUUUGUUGCUGAUAUAUCUAAUACACUAAUGUCGGAGUAAAUUUUUUAAACCUUGCAUUCAGCUAACAUUUAAUAUGCACAUUGAAUAAGAUUUAAAUCUGGCCAAUAAAGCUGUGUCUGUUUUUAA